AUGUCCAAGUCCCGUCUUCCCCUCAUUCUCGGUGGUGGUGCCGCCGCAGGUGUCGGCUACUACCUCUACAGCGCUGGCGGAAACCCCAGGGCUGCUAAGGAGGAGGCACAGAGCGAUGCCCACCACGCCGCUGCCGAGGUCAAAAGCCACCUCCCCGGUCGCUCUCCCGUUGACGCCGAGAAGGACCUCAAGGGCUACGGCCAACAAGCUGGCGCCCAAGUUGACAAGGCUCUCGCGGAGGCCGACCGCCAGGCAUCAGUAACCAAGAGCAACAUUGAAUCGUACGCCAAAGACGCCAAGGCAGAGGCCUUGAAGGCCGUCGACAAGUUCGAUAACAAGGUCGAGGAGGAAGCCGCCAAGGCCAAGAGCGGCAUCUCGAGCUGGUUCGGCGGCGGCAGCAAAUAA
Molecule: messenger RNA, 405 nt
Organism: Fusarium keratoplasticum
Lineage: Eukaryota; Fungi; Ascomycota; Sordariomycetes; Hypocreales; Nectriaceae
Exons: 3
Coding region: 1-405 (134 amino acids)
Source: RefSeq, a predicted model, not a curated record